CACGCCCAUAAACAUUAACUUAACACUAUUCAUUGAUUGCAAAUUAUUACAAAAUACAAAUGCCUACCAAACUUUGGGAAACAAGUCUCAGGGCUUGCCUGAACUCUCUCACUUUCUCUCUGAGGAGACAAGGAGCCAGAAGAGUAUGCUACAGGGUAUUAUUGCCUUUGGGUGUGGGUGGAGUUGGAGGGGUAUGGCUUAUCAGAAAUAAUAAUGGAUUGGCUCGUUAUAGAUAUUACUCUACCUCUGAUGAUGAAAAAUUCAGACAAACGAAUCCAAAUCAAAAUGAUGACCACAAUUCUGAUGGUCCUCCUAGUGGUUGGUCGUGGCCACAGCUCAUGCCAAUUUUAUUGGCUAUUGCGUAUUUUUUAUUCCGAGACACCUCUAGCCCAGUUCCAUCGGUCCCAUUCUCUUACUUUUUAAAAGAGAUGCUUGAAAAAGGCGAGGUACAGAAGUUGGUGGUGACUGCAUCUCGCGAGAAUGUUUUUAUAUUUUUGUACCCCGGAGCAGUUAUCAAUGGUAGAAUGGUGAGUCCAGCUAGUCCACAGUUUAUGAUGAGUAUUGCUGGAGUUGAGAGCUUUGAAAAUAGAAUAAAGAUGGCGCAAGACGAGUUGGGCAUACCACCCGAUGAUAGAAUAAGCAUUCACUAUAAGGCACGGAUGGAGAUUUUGCCUAUCUUUGUCAGUAGUCUUACUACCAUUGGUAUAAUUGGAUUGGUUUGGUACUUCAUGUUUCGGAACACUGGCGGUAUGGGUGGUGCUUCUGGCAAAGAUGGAUCUCCUUUCAAUCCUUUUUCUUACAUGACGCGAGCAAAGACAACAGUUGUAACUGACCCGGCGCAAAUUGGAACAAAUUUUAAAGAUGUGGCUGGUAUGGAAGAGGCAAAAACUGAAGUCAUGGAAUUUGUCGAUUAUCUCAAGUUUCCAAAAAAGUUCUCAGAGCUUGGUGCCAGGAUACCAAAAGGGGCUCUCCUUCACGGGCCCCCAGGGACAGGAAAGACCCUACUAGCUCGUGCUAUUGCAGGGGAAGCCAGUGUUCCAUUCAUUUCAAUAGCAGGACCUGAUUUUGUAGAAAUGUUCGCUGGUGUUGGAUCAGCUCGUGUGAGGGAUCUGUUUGAUCAAGCUAGAAAAAGUGCUCCAUGUAUAUUGUAUGUCGAUGAGAUUGACGCUGUAGGAAGAUCAAGACAAUCUGGAGCUUCUGUUGAGGGGACGAGCGAGCAGGAGAACACUCUUAACCAGCUCCUUGUUGAAAUGGAUGGUAUCAAUCCUUUGGAGGGUGUGGUUGUACUGGCAUCCACAAAUCGUGUUGAUAUAUUAGAUCAAGCGUUAUUGAGGCCUGGUAGGUUCGAUCGUCAGAUUUCUAUUGAUUUGCCGACGCUUCCCGAGAGGAAGGCAAUCUUUGAAGUUUACUUGAAAAAGAUUUUACUCGAGAAAUCUUUUGAGGAAUACUCAGGAAGGCUGGCUGCUCUUACUCCAGGGCAUAGUGGUGCCGAUAUAGCUAAUGUUGUGAAUGAGGCUGCCCUCCAUGCAGCGAGAGAACAGGGUUCAAAGGUCACCGAGGAUGAUUUUGAGUAUGCUAUAGAGAGAGUUAUAGCUGGAAUGCAGAAGAAGAACUCCGCUCUUAGCUCAGAGGAAAGGGAAGUGAUUGCCUAUCACGAGGCUGGCCACACUAUUGUUGGUUGGUUAUUAGAACACACUGAUCCUGUAUUGAAGGUUUCUAUUGUUCCACGUACCAAAGGAAUCCUUGGGUUUGCCCAGUACCUUCCAAUGGAACAGCGACUCCACACCAAAGAACAACUUUUUGAUCGAAUGACACUCGCUCUUGGUGGGAGGGCAGCUGAGGCUAUUACUUUCCGUCGAAUAACAACUGGCGCUCAAGAUGAUUUAUUGAAGGUUACUGAUAUGGCAUAUAAACAGAUUAGUGAAUAUGGAAUGAGUACAAAGAUUGGAAACAUUUCUCUGCCAGUGAUUCGCCCUUUGGAGCCAUCAAAAAGAUUCUAUAGCAACAAACUAGCAAAAGAGAUUGAUGAUGAAGCAAGAAGUUUGGUUAAUUUAGCAUACUCAAGAGCUGAAACAUUACUGAAAGAAAACCAAGAGUCUCUAAGAAAGCUUGCUAAAGCCUUACUAGAGAAAGAAGUUCUGAACUAUAAAGACCUUGUGAAGCUUUUGGGCCCAAUGCCUUAUCAGAAAGAACACCAUCACUACAAAGACCUUAACAAUAUUUGGUAACUAACUUUGAUAUAAUCUGUCAUCUUUUUCAUCACUCUAUUUCAGUGUUACUUCUAGUGUAUAUAAAUAAUAUAUUUUGUUAUCCUAUUAUGUUUAAUUUACUUCCCUACAUAUUUAAUAUCAUAA
This is a messenger RNA of Amphimedon queenslandica, 2354 nucleotides long. RefSeq names its product paraplegin-like. The record is from RefSeq and is a predicted model, not a curated record. Gene Ontology annotation, molecular function: ATP hydrolysis activity; zinc ion binding; ATP binding. Gene Ontology annotation, cellular component: membrane; m-AAA complex. The transcript is spliced from 19 exons. Gene Ontology annotation, biological process: mitochondrial protein processing. Lineage: Eukaryota; Metazoa; Porifera; Demospongiae; Haplosclerida; Niphatidae. The coding region runs from base 60 to 2228 and encodes 722 amino acids.